CCGGAGUGGAGAAAAGACGCGUCGCGCGGUGCUGGGAGAACCGGAGGAAAACGGCAGGAAUAAUGAAGCUCGGCCGCCAUGUCUAAAGCGACGGUGAAGAAGCUGCACUGGCGCUCGAAGGUGCAGGAGAGCUUCGUCCCGCUGGGCGGCGGCUCCGGAGAGCUGGGCCUGGCCAUCGGGGGCGGGGCCGACUACGGAGAGUUCCCAUUCGUCACAGCGGCCCACGGGGGCGGGGCCACCGUGGGCGACAUCAUCUUAGAGAUCGGGGGGACGCCCGUGUUAGGGAUGACCCUCGGGGAUGUCAGAGGAGUCCUCAACUCCUGUCCUCAUCCAAUCAGGAUCAAGACCGUGUCACCAGGUUCGUCCCUCUGUAAGGACCUCAGGUUGUACCUCAGUAAGUGUUUCACGCCGGGCUCCAUGGACAGUCAGCUGCAGCAGCUCAUCAGAGAGAACCUGUACCUGCGAGCUGUCCCCUGUACGACCAGGCAGCCCCGGGACGGGGAGAUCUCAGGUGUGGACUACAACUUCGUUUCCAUCGAGGAGUUUUUCUCUCUGGAAGAGUCUGGAGCUCUGCUGGAGAGCGGCAAGUUCAAAGGGAACUACUACGGGACGCCGCGGCCCGUCCACAUCGGCCUGGAGAGUCCACCGAUCACGUACCAGGAACACCGGAACCUGCUGAGGAACUUCAGGACGAGAAGCAAAUCUCUGAGCAACCUGGAGAAAGCUGUGGAGGAGGGAGACAACAGCGAGGAGGACAGCGGGCUGUCAGCAGGUUCAGCCGGAGUGCCGCCCACCAUCAUACCUCUUAGCCAAUCAUGGGAGUCGGCGGUGGGGAGUCGGGAGGGAUUGGAAAAUGGAGGAGGAGGAGGAAGAGGAGUAGGGAGAGGGAGAGGAAGAGGUCCGCUGCCUGAAAACUGGGAGCUGGCGUUCAGUGAUACAGGAGAGCCGUACUACAUUGAUCAUAUCUCAAAGACAACCAGCUGGCUGGAUCCUCGAACUCUGAACAUGACUCCCUUUACAGAACUCCCAGAGUUCACGGAGCAGCCUGGUCAGCUGAAGGGUUACUCCAUCCACACCCGGCUGUCUAAAGGUCCUCGAGGUUUCGGCUUCAACAUCGUCGGAGGAAGUCGACCCAGAGAGUUUCUACAGGUGUACAGUGUCACACCUGGAGGACCGCCAGCAUUAAACACAGCGGACAUCCUGGUCUACAUCAACGAGAGCUGUGUGUUGGGUCGCUCUCAUAAAGAGGUGGUGGAGAUGCUGAAGUCGGUGCCGAUGGGCCAGAGUGUGGACGUGGUGCUGAGGAGAGGAUACCCGAUGCUUUAUAACCCUGAUGGAUGUCCCAAACAGAGUCUGGACACGCCACAGACUCCCAGCGAGCCCCCCAACCCCCCCAAUGUGAACCGCGGCCUGACACACCUCACCUACAGCCGAACGCUGGACGCCAACGGCAGCACGCCAGGACUGGGCCACACCCCGCCCUCCUACGCUGCUCUGCCAAUGACGAACGGGCUAACGAGCCCACCAACCCCCACUUCCUCUGACCCCCCACUGGGUCCACCACCCCUUCCAGAGAGGACAUCAGUCGCCAAUCACAGCGACUCUGAUGGCGGCCUGUCCAGCGCUGGAACACGAAGGUCUUCUCUGAUUCACUACAACAGCAGCACUCUCCCCGCCCUCUCAUCCACCUCCCUCCUUCACCAUCAGAGCUCUAAGUCUUCAGAGAGCGACCUGUCCACGUCGACACUCCCCAUCAACUCCUCAUCCUCCCACACUCUGUCCAAACUGCAACUCUCUCAGCCAGAGAUGGGCCUCCUCCAGAACUCCACCAGCCCCACCAACGCUAACAACCCCGCAUCCUCCACACCUCCUGGCGCUCCUGUGCAGCGCCCGCCAAUGCCACAGACAUCCCUCGCCCUGACCCCACCCAGAGACGUACCAUCCUGCGGCUUUAAUGGCUGUCCAGCCAAUCACCAAGCGCCCUCCCCAGCCUCCCGAGGAAACCCAGGGCUGGCGCUCCCCCUCGGGGCAGGGUCGCCCGGGUCAGCUCCUAGUGGGGAACUUGUACCGGUGGCCCUCGGGCGCAGCGAGAGUGGUGGGGUGGGGUUCAGUGUGACAGCGGGGGGGCAAGGAGGUCAGCUGGCUGUGGUGAGGCGGGUUUGGGAUCGAAGGCACUGCCCCUCGCUGCAGGCGGGGGACACUAUAGUGAAGAUCAACGGAGCAGACGUACAGAGCUUCAGCUUCUCCCAGGUCCAGAGAAUCCUGCAAGAACACACCAAACAGGGAGAGGUGGUACUACUGGUCUACAGAGGAGGUCCCAUGAUUUCCCCAGUCGUCACCCCCAACCUCUACAAGCCCCUCCCCUCCCCACAUGGCCUGGCCACCCCUUCUUCCUCCAAACCCCCGACUUCAGCCGAGUUGCCUUCCCCGUCCACGGGUGCCUUGGUGGGGGGCGUUCCUCCACUCAGCCAGGCUGGCUUGGUCCUGGAGAGCCCCCAGGAGGGGCACCAACCAGCACCGGUGAACCACCAAGGGGCCUCUUCUGCGCAGGCGUCUAACGGGCCCCCAGCCUCGGCCCUCAUCCAGAGCACCAGCUUCCUGGACUCAGUUCCUGUGACGCUAACCUUAGAGCCACGUGAUUUGCUGGGAGUGGAAGAGAGCGCCGGUGGGCCUCCUCCCACCAGGGGAGGUGGGGGAGGAGCACUGGGAGCUAUUGCCAAGGAUGGAAGAGGAGGAGUAAAGACAAUGGAGGUGGAGCUGAGGAGGAGGUCGGGAGAAGGCUUUGGAUUCGUCAUCGCCUCUCAGGAAGUGACCAACGGGGCUGACCAUGUUCAGAUUCUGAUAAACUGUAGACCUGACGCGUCUCCCUCCUGGGUUUGGUCCUCCAGCGACAUCCUGGUCUACAUCAACGCGAGCUGUGGGUUGGGGCUCCGCUCUCAUAAGAGUGUGGAGAUGCUUGAAGUCGUGCCGAUGGGCCAGAGUGUGGACGUGGGCCAACACCCCGCCCUCCUACGCUGCUCCAAUGACGAACGGGCUGACGAGCCACCAACCCCCACUUCCUCUGACCCCCCACUGGGUUCACCACCCCUUCCAGAGAAGGACAAAUCAGUCGCCAUCACAGCGACUCUGAGGGCGGCCUGUCCACGCUGGAACACAAGCCCAAAUGAAGCCCACCUCGAACUCUCCUUCGAUCUGAACAAUCUGAAGAUUGGGGCAGUUAUUCUGGGGUCGUGGAACCAGGGUACUGUCUUCUCUGAUUCCACUACACAGCAGCACUCUCUCUCUCCUCCCCGCCCGCAUUCUCAUCCCCUCCCCCUCCUUCACCAUCCGAGUCCGUCCGUCUUCAGAGCGCGACUGUCCACGCGACCUCCCCACACUCCUCAUCCUCCCACACUCUGUCCAAACUGCAACUCUCUCACAGCCGAGAUGGGCCUCCUCCGAACUCCACCACCACCACCAUCGCCCACCACGCUAACAACCACCGCAUCACCUCCGCCCCCCAUCACAGACCCCUUCCCCGUCACCAUCCCCCACACCCUCCUGGCGCUCCUGUGCUUCGCCCGCCAAAUGGCCACAACAAUCGGCCUCGCCCGCCCCCCCCUUACCCCACCGAGACGUACCAUCCUGCGGCUUUAUGGCGGUCCAUCUCACAAGCGCCUCCCCGCCUCCCGCGGAAACCCAGGGGCUGGCGCUCCCCUCGGGGCAGGGUCGCCCGGUAGCUCCUAUGGGGGAACUUUACCGGUGGCCCUCGUGUCUCAAUCGAGAGUGGGGGGGGUGGGGUUCAGUGUGACAGGUGGGGGCGAAAGGAUGUCCAUGAGUUCCCAGUCGUCACCCCGCAACCUCUACAACCCCUCCCUCCCCACAUGGCCUGGCCACCCCUUCUUUCCUCCAACCCCGCGACUCACCGCAGGCGGCUUGGUCCGGAGAGCCCCCAGGAGGGGCACCAACCAGCACCGUAACCACCAAGGUAACUGCCCUGCCACGCCCCCGAUCGAGUCCGCAGGUCUCCCAUCCUCCUCCUCCUCGUCAUCCUGUCCUCCUCCUCGCAUCCUGCCUCUAUCAGCAACUCCUCUGGUUUUCCGGGGCCUUCCGUUCCGCAGGGCGUCUAACGGGCCCCCAGCCUCGGCCCUCAUCAAGAGCACCAGCUUCCUGUACUCAGUUCCUGUGACGCUAACCUUAGAGCCACGUGAUUUCUGGAGUGGCAGAGAGAGCGCUCGGUGGCCUCCUCCCACCUGGGAGGUGGGAGGCGCACUGGGAUCUAUUGCCAAGGAUGGAAGAGGAUGA
This is a messenger RNA of Cottoperca gobio, 4284 nucleotides long. Its product is annotated as membrane-associated guanylate kinase, WW and PDZ domain-containing protein 1-like. The transcript is spliced from 23 exons. Gene Ontology annotation, molecular function: protein binding. The record is from RefSeq and is a predicted model, not a curated record. Bases 79 to 4284 code for a protein of 1401 amino acids. Gene Ontology annotation, cellular component: cytoplasm; cell-cell junction. Lineage: Eukaryota; Metazoa; Chordata; Actinopteri; Perciformes; Bovichtidae. Gene Ontology annotation, biological process: signal transduction.